Limulus polyphemus (Atlantic horseshoe crab) is the source of this 1646-nucleotide messenger RNA. RefSeq names its product dynein intermediate chain 2, ciliary-like. Gene Ontology annotation, molecular function: dynein light chain binding; dynein heavy chain binding. The record is from RefSeq and is a predicted model, not a curated record. The annotation marks the transcript as partial. The transcript is spliced from 14 exons. Lineage: Eukaryota; Metazoa; Arthropoda; Merostomata; Xiphosura; Limulidae. Gene Ontology annotation, biological process: cilium movement; outer dynein arm assembly. Gene Ontology annotation, cellular component: outer dynein arm.
GAAGUAGCUCAGUUGCCAUAGUAGCAGUGGAAACAUAUUUAUUAUAUAACUUUUUAAUAACAAUGUAGAGAAUACUAAUUAAAGAUUAAACCUUUUUGUGUAUUGAUAUAGGUUUUCAGAAGCUAACUUCAAAUUCAAAACUAGUAAAAAUUUUGAAAAUAUGCCAGCCAAAAAUAAACCUAAAAAGGAGAAAGUAUUAAGGCCAGACCAAAGAAGAGAAUCAACAAAAGUCAGUGGUCCUCCUAAGACAUCUACAGUCAAGGGUGAAGAUGAUGAAUCUUACUUUCCAGAGUGGAAUGAAGAAUGGACAGAUAAGAAGACCAUUUUGAAACCAGUUGAUCAGGUUCCAUUAUCUGAAGAAGAACUGAAGCAAGAAGUUACACGCAUCUUGAAAGCUGACAACCCACAGGCUCCACAGAAUGUUGUCAGGUUCAGUUUCAGGGAACAAAACUAUAUGCCAGUGCUCAGUAUUCCACAGCUGAUUGUCCAUUAUGAAAAAAGAGGAAACCUAAACCCCAAGAAAGGGAUACAAGAAUUAAUACAAGCCCCUGAAGCAAAACAGCAAGAAACUCUGAAAUCACUUGUGGAAACUAUAGUAGAAUGUGAAGAACAUGAAUAUCAUGAUGAGGACAUAGAAGAAGAAGAAAAUGUGCCUCAGGAAGCUGUAUUUCAGACAAUACCUGGAAGUCUUGCUGAGGAAGAUGCAUUUAGAGAAACUAGAUUAAAAAACAAGUUUAAUUUCUAUGAACGAGCUGCACAAACUUACAACAAUCCUUACAGGGAGAGAGGCUUCCAGACUCAAACACCACCACGAAUCACAUUCUCUACCAAUGUUACUCAGUGGGAAAUCUAUGAUUCAUAUCAAGCUGACUUUGAAAAACAGGAAAAGGCCAAAGAAAAAAAAUCUGGAACACAAGUUACUAAAAAAGAUGAAGAGAAAGUAAAGAAAGAGUCAUUAAAUACUGAUAUUCAGGUAGAUGAAUUAAAUAAAGUUGAACGAGUCUCUAAGAUUGUUGAAAGAAUGGUCAAUCAGAAUACAUAUGAUGAGAUUACACAGGACUUCAAGUAUUGGGAGGAUCCAUCUGAUGAGUUUAAAGAUUUUGAAGGAACGCUACUACCUUUAUGGUGUUUCUCAGUUGUCCAGACAAAAAAACUGGCUGUCACCUCUCUUUUCUGGAACCCUCGUUACCCAGACUUAUUUGUUGUGGGUCAUGGAUCAUAUGAUUACCUUCAACAAACACAGGGAGAAAUUUGCUUGUAUUCUCUGAAAAGCCCAUCUCAUCCAGAACAGAUAUAUGAAACAGAUACUGGAGUAUAUAGCGUAGACUUUCAUCCUCAGAGGCCACAUUUGCUUGUUGUUGGCAUGUAUGAUGGAUCUGUUUCCAUAUUUAACCUGAAAGAAAAGAAGAAAAAGCCUAUUUGCAUGACUACAGAUUUUAUGAUCAAGCAUACAGAUCCAGUGUGGGAGGUGAAGUGGAUGAAUGAUGAUCUUGAUGGUAACUUAAACUUCUGCUCUGUGUCUGCAGAUGGUAGGGUUGUCAAAUGGACAGUGAUUAAGAUGGAAUUGAUUCCUACUGAGAUUGUUCUAUUGAAAGACAAAAAUCAUACACUAGAAGGGCCAGAUGGAACCCAGUUAGAAAUUGUCA